CGCCUUUCUCUCUUGACCUCUCGACGCGUUAACCCUUGGUUCCCUUCCUCAAGAUCUCUCUCUCUACGACAUUCUCAAACUUUCUCGGGGGAAAAAUUCUCUGAUUCGUUUUUUUCUCUCCGAUCUUUCCUUCUUUUCUUUUUUUUUAAUUAAAUCCGAUUUCUUCGGGAGGAGGCGAAGAGACGGACACAGUUGUUUCUCCAAUGGCGCGCCGUCUUUUCGCCUGUUUCGGCCUCAAGAAAUCUUCUUCUAAUAAACCUAUCUCCGGAGGAGGCGGUAACAGUUCCGCCGUCGCCGCCGCAGAUGUUCCCUCCGGAGACGGACCUGUUCUCGUCCAGCUGUUCUCGUCUCAAGGAUGCAAGACCUCCCCGGCCGCAGAGAUGCUUAUGUCCCGGCUAGGUCGAGGCGAUUUCGACGCUCAGAUCCGUGGAGGAGAUGGUGGUGGAUCUGUUGGAUCUCCGGCGAUGGUUUUGGUGUUUCAUGUGGACUAUUGGGAUUUCAAGGGGUGGAAAGAUCCGUAUGGAUCAAGCCAAUGGACGGUGAGGCAGAAGGCGUAUGUAGAGGCGUUGAAACUUGACACCAUGUUUACUCCUCAGCUUGUUGUCCAAGGAAGAUCUCAAUUGACAGGGAUCGAGGAGGAGACGCUCCUUACUUCUAUCUCGGAAGCGCCUAGGUUUCCUUCUCCAGCUUUCAAGGCGACUUUCCAGAGACCAACCUCAGAGACACUACAAGUAUCACUCACCGGAGCUUUGAGAAUGAAAGUAGACGGAGACGGAAUCGACAUAAUGGUGGCGAUAUACGAGACCGGGCUUGUGACCGACUGCGCAAGAGGAGAGAACGAAGGAAGAAUGUUGUCGAAUGACUUCGUUGUGAGAAAGAUGGAGAAGAUGUGCACUGUGAAAGAUAUAACACCGAAGAAACCAGUGUCCGGUACUGCUCAUUUCACGCUAUGGGAUGGAUUCAACAGCAGCAAAUGUGGAGUCGCCGUCUUUCUUCAGAACUCGUCACUUCAUGUUUUUGGUACACAGAGUUUUAAGUUGCCUGAUGAGAUUUGAGUUCGUCCCUAAUAUAUAUCUCUAAAAAUCAAAGAAAAGAACAAAACGAUCUUUUGUGUCGUCCAUAUUUUGCUUGUGAAUCAUCCGGUUUCCACUCUGCUUUGUACAGUUAUAUGCGUGAGUACUACUUAGAGGUUUCUUCUAAUUUGUUUAUUUUAUUUCACCUUAUACUUUAUUAUUCUAACCUUUCUCUUCUCAUA
Molecule: messenger RNA, 1255 nt
Organism: Camelina sativa (false flax)
Lineage: Eukaryota; Viridiplantae; Streptophyta; Magnoliopsida; Brassicales; Brassicaceae
Source: RefSeq, a predicted model, not a curated record